AUGGCCACUCCAGCUCGCUCACCUUGGCCCAGAAUCACAUUCAAACCGCUGCUGGCCGUCGCCUUUGACAUUUGCCGCGCCGUUGGGGAAUCGGCUACCGCCGCUCGCUCCCGUCUGUCCACACAAGUCAGAUAUCAGGGGUGGGCGCUGACCGCCAUAGACCGCAACAUCAGUAGGUUAGUAGCUAAAAAGCCACGCGAACGUUACCGAAAAUUUGCUGUCCCUGUCUCUGGCAUUCAGUCGCUCUUUAUCUUUGCUGCUUCGCCCUCUUCACAUCCUGCCGCCAUCCUCGAUCCAUACCUCGGACACUUCUGA
Ilyonectria robusta is the source of this 315-nucleotide messenger RNA. RefSeq lists its product as uncharacterized. The transcript has 3 exons. NCBI's taxonomy places the organism in Eukaryota, Fungi, Ascomycota, Sordariomycetes, Hypocreales, Nectriaceae. The coding region runs from base 1 to 315 and encodes 104 amino acids. The record is from RefSeq and is a predicted model, not a curated record.